GCGACAUCGCAAACUUCCAGCAGUUCUACUCCGUCAUCAUGGCCAAUGAGGACUGGCAGGUGCUGUACAACUGCGCUUCGCAGUCUUCGACUCCACGUCGCUACCUGCUGAUUGACCGUGGAACCUUCGACCUGUCGGCAGAUGCCAGAAAUCACUUGGCUGACAGCUUGGACCCCAUCCCUGCCGAUGAGCUUUUCAGCAUGGACGGCUCUAAAGACGAGACGGGUCGUGCAGACGCAGACGACACGGAA
This is a messenger RNA of Symbiodinium pilosum, 251 nucleotides long. The record is from the annotation of a GenBank genome assembly. NCBI's taxonomy places the organism in Eukaryota, Dinophyceae, Suessiales, Symbiodiniaceae.